Cladophialophora yegresii CBS 114405 is the source of this 1494-nucleotide messenger RNA. RefSeq lists its product as uncharacterized. Lineage: Eukaryota; Fungi; Ascomycota; Eurotiomycetes; Chaetothyriales; Herpotrichiellaceae. Gene Ontology annotation, cellular component: membrane. Gene Ontology annotation, molecular function: transmembrane transporter activity. The coding region runs from base 1 to 1494 and encodes 497 amino acids. The record is from RefSeq and is a predicted model, not a curated record. The transcript has 6 exons. Gene Ontology annotation, biological process: transmembrane transport.
AUGGGUGCUCCAGAGGUUGAGGUGCCCAUCGCGAACCUAGACGGCAAGGAUACAGGAGCAAAGAUUGAGAACCUAGAAUCCGCCUCAGCAAGCUCGCAAGAUCUCUCCUUCGACAAGAAGGCUACCAGCAGGUUGAUCAGGAAGAUCGACUGGACCCUGCUGCCAUUCCUGGCUCUCCUCUACCUUCUUAGCUUCCUCGAUCGAACAAACAUCGGGAAUGCCAGAUUGGCAGGACUCGAGGCGGACCUUGGAAUGAGCGGCUUGGACUACAACGGCGCCCUGGCGAUAUUCUUUCCAUUCUAUGUCGCCGUCGAACCCAUUUCGAACUUGAUGAUGAAGAGAACUCGGCCUUCGCUGUGGAUUCCGUCCAUCAUGGUCGCAUGGGGAGUUUGCACAACCCUCAUGGGACUCGUCACCAACUUCGGUGGCCUGCUUGCCGCUCGUGCCGCACUAGGUAUCGCAGAGGGAGGGUUAUUCCCAGGCGUCACUUUUUACAUCACCAUGUGGUACCGCCGCCACGAAUGUGGUCUGAGAAUGGCCAUUUUCUUCUCCGCUGCCACGGCAGCUGGUGCUUUCGGUGGCCUCUUGGCACGUGGUAUUACUGAAAUGGACGGAGUUGGCGGCAAAGGCGGCUGGGCCUGGAUCUUUAUCCUUGAGGGUCUCGUCACCUUUGCCGUUGCCAUCCUCGCCUUCUGGGUGAUGAACGACUACCCGUCCACUGCCAAAUUCCUUACUCCCGAAGAGCGACACGAAGUCUCCCGUCGUCUUGAACAGGACCGCAGCUCGCUCGCAGACGAGUACGACAUGAAGUACUUCUGGGAUGCCGUCAGGGACUGGAAGAUCUGGGUCCACAUGUUCAUCACCAUUGGCGUCUACACCCCGUUGUACUCAUUCUCCCUCUUCCUGCCCACGAUUGUCAAGACCCUCAACUAUACCAACGAGACGGCGCAGCUCAUGACGGUGCCUCCCUACAUUGUCGCCUGCUUCUUAUGCAUCACCGGUGGCUUCGCGGCGGACAAGCUCAAGACUCGCGGCGUUUUCAUGAUCGGCUUCAACAUCACGGCCAUCAUCGGGCUCAUCAUGCUCAUCUCCUCGCAGAACCCUCACGUCAAAUACGCGGGAUGCUUCUUCUUCGGAGCCGGCAUCUACCCCAACGUGCCUCAAGGUGUGGCCUGGAACGGGAACAACAUCGGCGGCUCGGUGAAGCGAGCGGUCGGUAUUGCCAUGCAUGUCGGGUUCGGCAACCUCGGUGGCAUCAUCGCCGGCUUCAUCUACUUGAGCGAAGACUCUCCCAAGUUCACCAAGGGCCAUGCCAUUCUCAUCGGGAUGCUCACCAUGAGCACGUGCCUGCAGAUCUUCAUGACCAUCUACCUACGGCGCGAGAACGCUCGCCGCGACGCCGAGUACAAGAAGCCGGACCAAUACUCUGCCGAAGACAAGGUUGCGGAGCGAGAGAAGGGAGACAACGCCACCUUCUUCCGGUACACUGUGUAA